AUGGAAAGGCUGAAGACUAAAAGAACGACCCGACGCGCGCAAAACACAAGACUCAUCAACGAGGCAAGUGCUCUCUUACAAAAUCAAGAUUCAACGAUUAGCCAGAUUACCACCGUGGCCGAAAGAUUGCGCGGCAAUAACGAUGAGCUCAGGAGGUUGAACGAAGAGUUUGAGGGACACGUACCAGAUGGUUCGUUCGAAACCGAAUUUCAGGCAGUCGUCCAAUACGAAGAUGAAGCGACUGCCACCAUCAGUGCCCUCCAAUGCAGAAAAGAUCUCCUAGAUCAGAUAUCGUCGUCUCGAGGGGCCUCUAGGGAACCUAGUCGUCACCCGAACGACACCCAAGGCAGCAGACAAGCUGGAACUAGGUUACCGAAGCUCACCAUUACGCCAUUCAAGGGUGAAAUAUCAAAGUGGUCAGCGUUCUGGGAACAGUUCGAUGAAACAAUUCACAAGAACGCCAGUCUGUCCACCAGCGAAAAGUUCGGCUACCUUCGAAUGUACUUGGGCGGAGAAGCGGAAGCAGCUGUGGCUGGAUUACCAAGGACAGAGACUUGCUACGCGGAUGCAAUUGAGAUCCGCAAUCGCCGUUUUGGAGACAAGAAACGAUUGGAGCAGGAAUAUUUCUCCAGUCUGAGGCUGAUUUCACCUGUCAAGUCAGCCAACGAUACCUCAGGUCUACGAACGAUGUUCGACCAGGUGCAAAUCAAUAUACGAGGCCUCCAGACAUUGGGUGUGAAUAAGUCAAGUUUUUCGUCGAUGCUCUGCGAUAUUUUGAUGCGAGCUCUUCCACGUGACAUCGUCGUGAACUACCACAGAACCGCUCAUUUGUCUGCGGCAACUGCCAUGCCUGGCCCAAGCAGCCAGCCUGACCGCUCAAAACUGGAUCGACUACUUGAUUUUCUAGCUAUCAAAGUCGAAAGUCGGGAGAAAAGCGAGUUUAAGAUCACAGAAACGAAGAACACAAAGACCACAAGAUAUGAGGACAACAUAGCUCGACGUGAAUCGUCUAGACCGACCUCAUCGGUGCUCUACAACAGACCCUCACCACAUAAAACGAGAUGCUGUUUCUGCAACGGAACAAGCCAUAGUUCUGCAGACUGUUCUUCCUCUCUUCCCCUGGAUUAG
Ixodes scapularis (black-legged tick) is the source of this 1128-nucleotide messenger RNA. RefSeq lists its product as uncharacterized. The transcript has a single exon. NCBI's taxonomy places the organism in Eukaryota, Metazoa, Arthropoda, Arachnida, Ixodida, Ixodidae. The record is from RefSeq and is a predicted model, not a curated record. Bases 1 to 1128 code for a protein of 375 amino acids.